AAAUCUGCAGAAACCCUAAUUUCGAGGGGAUUGAGAUUCUUCCAUUUCCGCCAUGGAAGAAGUAUGCGAAGGAAAAGAAUUCUCAUUCCCUCGUCAAGAAGAAGAUGUCCUCUCAUUCUGGAAUGAAAUCGAUGCUUUCAAAACUCAGCUCAAACGCACUGAGAAUCUCCCUGAGUACAUCUUCUACGACGGACCUCCUUUCGCCACCGGACUUCCUCAUUACGGACAUAUCCUCGCCGGUACGAUUAAAGAUAUCGUGACUCGGUAUCAGUCCAUGAAUGGUCACCAUGUCACUCGUCGGUUUGGGUGGGAUUGUCAUGGCUUACCUGUUGAGAACGAGAUUGAUCGGAAAUUGAAUAUCAAGAGGAGAGAUGAAGUGAUUAAGAUGGGGAUUGAUAAGUAUAAUGAAGAGUGUAGAAGUAUUGUGACUCGUUAUGUUGGUGAGUGGGAGAAGGUUAUUACUAGGACUGGUCGUUGGAUUGAUUUCAAAAAUGAUUAUAAGACUAUGGAUUUGCCUUUUAUGGAAAGUGUUUGGUGGGUUUUUGCUCAGCUUUGGGAUAAGAAUCUUGUUUACAGAGGAUUCAAGGUUAUGCCAUAUAGUACUGGUUGUAAGACACCUUUAUCUAAUUUUGAAGCUGGUCAGAACUAUAAGGAAGUCCCUGAUCCUGAAAUCAUGGUGACUUUUCCGGUUAUUGGGGAUCAAGAUAAUGCUGCUUUUGUGGCAUGGACGACUACUCCGUGGACUCUUCCAAGCAAUCUUGCUUUGUGUGUCAAUGCGAAGUUUGUCUAUGUGAAGGUUCGUAACAAGAACACUGGAAAAGUCUACGUUGUUGCUGAGUCUCGGUUGUCAGCUCUUCCCACUGAUAAGCCCAAGGCCAAGUUAAGUAAUGGACCUGCUGGUGAUACCAAGAAAGCAAAUCCUAAAGCGAAAGGUGCUAAACCUGAGAGUGCAGCUGAUUCUUAUGAAGUUUUGGAAAAAAUUAAUGGAGCUUCCCUGGUUGGGAAGAAGUAUGAACCUUUGUUUGAAUACUUUAGCGAUUUCUCAAGUGAAGCCUUUCGAGUAGUAGCAGAUGAUUAUGUCACUGAUGACAGUGGUACUGGUAUUGUCCACUGUGCUCCUGCCUUUGGUGAAGAUGAUUAUCGUGUUUGUCUUUUGAACAAAAUAAUCAAAAAGGGGGAGAAUCUAGUUGUUGCUGUUGAUGAUGAUGGGUUGUUUACUGAGAGAAUUACCCACUUCAGUGGCUGUUAUGUCAAAGAUGCAGACAAGGAUAUAAUUGAAGCCGUUAAGGCCAAGGGCAGGCUUGUUAAAACGGGAAGCUUUACUCACUCAUAUCCAUUUUGCUGGCGAUCAGACACCCCUCUCAUAUACAGAGCUGUUCCAAGUUGGUUUGUUCGUGUGGAGCAGUUGAAAGAAAAGUUGUUAAAGAGCAAUGACCAGACAAGAUGGGUACCUGGUUAUGUGAAGGAUAAACGUUUUCACAAUUGGCUCGAAAAUGCAAGGGAUUGGGCAAUCAGCCGAAGUAGAUUUUGGGGCACGCCUCUUCCGAUAUGGAUCAGUGAUGAUGGGGAGGAAGUUGUGGUCAUGGAUUCCGUAGAGAAGCUUGAAAAGCUCUCUGGUGUCAAGGUCUUUGAUCUGCAUCGUCACCAUAUUGAUCAUAUUACAAUCCCAUCUAGUCGUGGCCAUGAGUUUGGUGUGCUUCGUCGUGUAGAAGACGUUUUUGAUUGUUGGUUUGAGAGUGGCUCAAUGCCUUAUGCGUAUAUCCAUUACCCAUUUGAAAACAAGGAGCUAUUUGAGAAUAACUUUCCUGGUCAUUUUGUGGCUGAAGGGCUUGAUCAAACUCGUGGAUGGUUUUAUACUCUUAUGGUGUUGUCUACUGCAUUAUUUGAAAAACCAGCAUUUAAAAAUCUGAUUUGCAAUGGUCUUGUACUUGCUGAGGAUGGAAAAAAGAUGAGUAAAAAACUACGGAAUUAUCCACCACCUUUGGAAGUCAUAGAUGAGUAUGGGGCUGAUGCUGUGCGAUUGUACCUGAUAAAUUCUCCGGUUGUACGUGCUGAGACACUACGCUUCAAAAAAGAAGGAGUACUUGGUGUUGUCAAAGAUGUAUUCCUUCCAUGGUACAAUGCAUAUCGGUUCCUUGUUCAGAAUGCAAAAAGACUUGAGACUGAGGGUGGUGGGCCCUUUGUUCCUACUAAUCUGGCAACUUUACAGUCAGCAAACGUUCUUGAUCAGUGGAUUCACUCAGCUACACAGAGUCUUGUUCGUACUGUUCGCAAGGAGAUGAAAAAAUAUCAGCUUUACACUGUGGUUCCUCAUCUCUUGAAGUUCCUCGACAGUCUCACUAACGUAUAUGUUAGAUUCAACCGCAAGAGGUUAAAAGGCCGUACGGGGGAAGAUGAUUGUCACACUGCUCUUUCAACUCUAUUCAAUGUGCUCCUUACUACUUGCAAAGUGAUGGCCCCUUUUACACCUUUCUUCACUGAAACUUUAUACCAGAAUUUGCGGAAAGCGUGUAAAGGUUCUGAGGAAAGCGUUCACUAUUGCAGUAUUCCACCAGAGGAAGGAACGGAAGGGGAGAGGAUUGAGGAUAGUGUUACAAGGAUGAUGAAAAUCAUUGAUCUUGCUCGGAACAUUCGUGAGCGUAACAAACUACCCUUGAAAACUCCUCUAAAGGAAAUGAUUGUAGUCCAUCCAGAUGCAGAAUUCUUAAAUGACAUAACAGGAGUACUAAGAGAGUAUGUCUUGGAAGAACUUAACGUAAGAUCUCUUGUACCAUGCAAUGAUACUCUGAAGUAUGCAUCUCUAAAAGCAGAACCAGAUUUCAGUGUAUUGGGAAAGCGACUUGGAAAGUCGAUGGGGCUUGUUGCAAAGGAAGUUAAAGAAAUGUCUCAAAAAGAUAUCUUAACAUUUGAGAAGGCUGGGGAAGCUACUAUUGCUAACCACUUGCUAAAGCUAAAAGAUAUCAAGAUUGUUAGGGUUUUCAAACGCCCAGACGAUUUGAAAGAUAAUGAGAUUGAUUCCGCUGGAGAUGGUGAUGUUUUGGUGGUUCUGGAUCUACGAGCAGAUGAUUCUUUGGUCGAAGCAGGUUUUGCCCGUGAGAUUGUCAAUAGGAUCCAGAAACUGCGGAAAAAGUCAGGUCUGGAACCAACAGACACUGUGGACGUGUACUUUGAAUCAUUGGACGAGGAUGAAUCUGUUUCUAAACAAGUUCUAGUCUCUCAGGAACAAAACAUUAAGGAUUCAAUCGGCUCCCCUUUGCUUCUGUCUACUUUAAUGCCAUCGCAUGCUGUCAUAAUAGCCGAUGAGACAUUUACACCAAAAGAAACAUCCGAUGAGAGUGUCAAAAAGGCUCCAAAGUUGUCAUAUAAGAUAAGUUUGGCUAGACCGGCUUUGAAGUUCAAUGAAGAGGCUAUUCUUGCUUUAUACUCGGGAGAUGUGAAAUCUGCAACCGGGCUCCAAACAUACUUGUUAUCAAGGGAUCAUUCAAAUUUAAAAUCGGAGUUCCAAGCCGGAGAUGGGAAGAUAACUUUAAGCUGUGUUGAAAACCUGCCUGCUGUGACUGUUGUUCUAGGAGAACAUUUGCAUCUGUCAGUCGGUGACGACUUUUUGAGCAAGAGGAACGCAUGAGCCCUCCUUCAGUUUUGCCUGAUUGAUUGUGGUAACCCGGGAUUUAUUUCAAACGUUUAAUCCCUUAUUUUUCUUCUUCCAUACCUUACCUGUUAAAGUGCUUCUUUAGAUUGUUGCAAAAAGUUUAAAUGCCAGUGUUGAGACUCUUUUACUCGUUCUAUUUGUACAAUACUAAACUUUUAUUCAACUC
Arabidopsis arenosa is the source of this 3815-nucleotide messenger RNA. Lineage: Eukaryota; Viridiplantae; Streptophyta; Magnoliopsida; Brassicales; Brassicaceae. The record is from the annotation of a GenBank genome assembly.